Molecule: messenger RNA, 636 nt
Organism: Nematocida homosporus
Lineage: Eukaryota; Fungi; Microsporidia
Product: translation initiation factor 4E
Exons: 1
Coding region: 1-636 (211 amino acids)
Biological process (GO): translational initiation
Cellular component (GO): eukaryotic translation initiation factor 4F complex
Molecular function (GO): translation initiation factor activity; RNA 7-methylguanosine cap binding
Source: RefSeq, a predicted model, not a curated record
AUGAGUAUGGGUAUCGAACCAGUUAGUCAACGUCAUCAAUUAAACGAAAGUUGGACACUUUGGUAUGAUUUUCAAGAGAAGAAGUACGUUAAUACGGACAAUUGGAGUGAUAAUCUUCAGCAAUUAGGCAUAGCUGAUAAUGCAGAAAUGUUUUGGGCUAUCAUUGAUAAGAUUGGGGAGACUCAAGAUCUACCCAUUAGUUCUAACUUACACUUCUUCCGUAAGGAUAUUUUACCUAUGUGGGAAGAUCAAAGGAACUUAGAAGGGGGUAAAUGGGUUUUAGAAUUACCUUCACCACAACUAGCCCAUCAAGUUUGGACAGAUACACUACUAUUCUGUAUAUCAGAGCUAUGUAUGCUACGGACAGUACAAAUGGAAGGUAGUGAGUUAGUGAUUAAUGAAUCUACUAUAGAUGAGAAAUUAGCUGGAGUUAUUUGUGGGGCUGUACUUUCACCACGAAAGAACUGUGUGCGUAUUAGUAUUUGGACGAGUAUUAAAGACAAUCGGGUCUUGCAAGUAGGGAAGCUUUGGCGGGAGAAUGGUAAGAUUCCUGAUUCUUUUAAGAUUCUCUUUAAAGCCCAUGAGAAUGCGAUUAGAGGAUCUCGGGAUAUCUCUUCAGAUGUUUACACCUUAUAA